Molecule: messenger RNA, 642 nt
Organism: Vittaforma corneae ATCC 50505
Lineage: Eukaryota; Fungi; Microsporidia; Nosematidae
Exons: 1
Coding region: 1-642 (213 amino acids)
Source: RefSeq, a predicted model, not a curated record
AUGGGACUGAAAGAAAUCGAAAAGAUUAUAAACAAACACAGUGGCGAACAACGAGCUGAAAUCAUAAAUUACUAUAAGAAAAUGGUUGAUGAUGCUGUUGAAAGCCAAUCCCGCAUAGACUCUAAACUGGUGCGUCUGGUCGUUGAUGCUUCAAGGUAUCUUCCGUCUUCUGAAAGACAGCUGAUUUUGGACAAGACAGUCAACACAAAGGCGUUCCAAAUACGGACGUUCAUUCUUAAUACUCUCAAAAGUGACUUCUCUACAGAAAAGAGCCAUUUUUCAUCAUUUUCUGAGUGGAUGGUUGUAGCGAUACAGGAAAUCAGCAACACCUUUUACGAGGCAAAUGACAAACUGCCAGCACCUAUUGACAAGGAGUUGGUGGAGAAUUUUCAUAAGAAGUUUUGUGGAGAGCUUCGACUCAUUUUCUGUUCCAAUGAAAAGUUUGGCUCGGCGGGAAAUCAGCUUUUGAUAGACCUUAAAAAGUAUUUUGAGAGCUUUGAGGGGUUUGAAGACGAAAAGACAUUUUUGACAGACCGAGUUAGAAAAAACUUUAAUAUUGGCAAAGCUUUUACAAAAGAGAAAAUAAAUGAGAUAUUUGGCCAAAUUGAACAAGGAAAUAGUGAAAGAAGGAUAGUGAAAUAG